This is a messenger RNA of Cheilinus undulatus (humphead wrasse), 1419 nucleotides long. Its product is annotated as N-acetyllactosaminide alpha-1,3-galactosyltransferase-like. Gene Ontology annotation, cellular component: membrane; vesicle; Golgi apparatus. Gene Ontology annotation, biological process: carbohydrate metabolic process. The coding region runs from base 217 to 1185 and encodes 322 amino acids. The record is from RefSeq and is a predicted model, not a curated record. Gene Ontology annotation, molecular function: hexosyltransferase activity. NCBI's taxonomy places the organism in Eukaryota, Metazoa, Chordata, Actinopteri, Labriformes, Labridae. The transcript has 6 exons.
AAGAAAAAAAUCCUUUAUAAGCUGGACAUCACACCUCAGUUAAUGAAAGACCAGAAGAGACACACAGCCAACGGACUUUUCUCUCUUCUCUGCCUCUCAUGCACGUCCAGCUCUCUCUGGCACACGAGGUGCUGCUACCUUUGCUGUUGCUGCCUUUACUGUCAUCAGUAGCAGAGUUCAUCAUCUUCUAAACUGUGGCUCCAGCAUUCUACUGCAAUGGGGUACACGCAGAAGAUGAAGUGCGGGUUAAUAUGUGCGAUCUGUUUUACCGUUGCAUCUUGUGUCCUCUACUUAUCAUCUCGGUCUUUUAGUGCAUCGAUGCCAGUUUCAUACAACGUCGUGGUUGACAGCCUUGAUCUUCGGGCCAGAGAUGAUGUGCAAACAAGCACAACAUGGAAAGCUCCCAUCAUCUGGGAGGGGAUGUUCAAUCCUGAGAUGUAUGACCAGAGCCACAAGGCAGCAGGGUCCUCUGUGGCUUUAACAGUGUUUGCAGUUGGCAGGUACCUGGAUGCUUACCUUAAGAACUUCCUGAACUCCUCUCAGGAUCAUUUUAUGGUGGGUUUACCUGUCACAUAUUACGUGUUCACGGACCAACCAGAAAAGAUGCCUGAUAUUAAGCUCGCUCCUCAGCGAACCAUGAAGGUCAUCAAAGUGGAGAGACACACCAGGUGGCAGGACAUCUCUAUGAUGCGAAUGAAGACCAUAGUAGAUAUCAUUGAGUCGGAUAUUCGCCACCAUUUCUCUCAUGUCUUCUGCUUUGAUGUGGAUCAGGUGUUCGCUGGGAGAUUUGGCUCAGAGGCUCUGGGAGACUCUGUGGCUCUCCUCCACGCCCACUUUUACCGCCUUCCAAAGAAGAUGUUUACGUACGACCGCAACCCCAAGUCCAAGGCGUACAUGGAAACUGGGGAUUAUUACUAUCAUGCUGCUGUCUUUGGAGGCUCGUGGAAGAGUGUGAAGGCGUUGGCCGAGGCCUGCUAUCAAGGCAUCAUGGAGGAUAAACAAAACAAUGUGGAGGCUCUGUGGCACGAUGAGAGUCAUCUCAACAAAUACCUGUGGCUUCACAAACCCAGUAAGGUGCUCUCUCCAGAGUACUGCUGGGACCCCAGUAUCGGCUAUAAAAGGGAUAUACGAGUCACCAGGCUACUGUGGGAACCAAAACAGUACAAGAAGCUACGCAGUCCCUAAUGUGCUGUUGGAUGAAAUAACAAAAUCAUUUUUUACAUCCCAAUUAAUUAAUGGGACUACAGUUGGCUUCAUCCAAUGUGAAACAGGAUACUUUUCCUGCACCUUCCUGGCAAAAGACAGUUAGGUAGCAGUUAUAGAUGUUUUUUCUACUUCUUUUGUUGCGUGUUCUAGGUUAAUGGUAUUUUCUUUUAUUUUCUUCUCUUUCUAUAGCUUCUGUUUUUGCUAUUUUAUUUG